GUAAUAUCAAGGAGUCGAUUGGUUCUUUACAAGACUUAAAAAAAUACUUUCACUUUAAAGAAGUGAAAUUUAUUAACUCUACAUUUCUUUUUUAUUUUGUAUUCCAUUUAAACACUACACCAAUAUGCCUGAUAAGAUUAAGGUUGUUACCCCAGUGGUUGACAUGGAUGGUGAUGAAAUGACCAGAAUUAUCUGGAAGUUUAUUAAGGAUAAACUUAUUUUCCCAUAUCUUGACAUUGAUCUCAAGUAUUACGAUUUGGGAAUUGAGUAUCGUGAUGAAACUGACGAUAAGGUAACUGUCGAUGCAGCAGAUGCAAUUUUGAAAUAUGGGGUAGGGGUUAAGUGUGCUACUAUUACCCCCGAUGAAGCUCGUGUUAAGGAAUUCAAUUUGAAGAAAAUGUGGUUAUCUCCUAAUGGUACCUUGAGAAAUAUUUUGGGUGGUACUGUUUUUAGAGAACCAAUUGUCAUUGAUAACAUUCCAAGAAUUGUUCCAACUUGGGAAAAGCCAAUUAUUAUUGGUAGACAUGCAUUUGGUGAUCAAUAUAAGGCCACUGAUGUUGUUAUCCCUAAGGCUGGACAAUUGAGUCUUGUUUUCAAGCCAAGUGAUGGUUCUGAAACUCAAACUUUCAAUGUUUAUGAUUUCGAUGCUGCUGGUGUUGCCUUGGCUAUGUACAAUACCGAUGCAUCAAUUACUGAUUUUGCAGAAUCUUCAUUUAAAUUGGCUUUAGAUAGAAAAUUAAACCUUUUCUCAUCUACAAAGAAUACCAUUUUGAAGAAAUAUGAUGGUCGGUUUAAAGAUAUUUUUGAAUCACUUUAUGAAAGUAAAUAUAAGAAGGAAUUUGAUGCAGCAGGAAUUUGGUAUGAACAUCGUUUAAUUGAUGAUAUGGUUGCUCAAAUGUUGAAAUCUAAGGGUGGAUACAUCAUUGCUAUGAAGAAUUAUGAUGGUGAUGUUCAAUCAGACAUUGUUGCCCAAGGAUUUGGAUCUUUAGGAUUGAUGACAUCUGUUCUUACCACUCCAGAUGGGAAGGCAUUUGAGGCUGAAGCUGCUCAUGGUACAGUCACCAGACAUUACAGACAACAUCAACAAGGAAAGGAGACUUCUACCAACUCCAUUGCAUCUAUCUAUGCAUGGACUAGAGGUUUGAUUCAAAGAGGUAAGUUGGAUAACACUCCAGAUGUUGUUAAAUUUGCUGAAAACUUGGAACAAGCUGUCAUUGACACCGUUGCUCUUGAUAGUAUCAUGACCAAGGAUUUGGCCUUGGCUCAAGGAAAAACCAACAGAGAAUCCUAUGUUACUACUGAAGAAUUUAUUGAUGCAGUUGCCAGUAGAUUGGAUAAGAAUUUAAAGUAAAUGAAUUUCAAUUUUUGAAAGAGGAACUUUUAUUAGUCAAUAAUAAUUUUUUUUAAAAAACUUUUAUAUCUUGUUUAGGAUUAGAUAUUCAAUGAAGAAAUAAGAGAAUUAGAAAAGGAUGAA
Molecule: messenger RNA, 1474 nt
Organism: [Candida] anglica
Lineage: Eukaryota; Fungi; Ascomycota; Pichiomycetes; Serinales; Debaryomycetaceae
Source: the annotation of a GenBank genome assembly